CUUUUAGUUGCAUUUGGCAUUCAAAAAGUUGCUGUCUUAACAAUCUCUCGGGCAUUAGUACUAUAUAGUAUAAUACGAAUAAACCACACACCAAUAUAAAAACUAUGAGCAAUGAGGUAAAUCGGCGAUUCAUUUUCAAGUUGGAAGUUACAAAUUUUAAUUUUGUUUAAAAACACUAUCGUUCACUUGUAGCUAAUAAGCAGUGCCCGUAUUUGUACAUGACUCUCAGAGCAUACGUUAUAAAUAAUACCUAUGACAAAUCAAUUAUUGAUUCUGUUAACCCUUAUUUAUUUACAUCCAAUUGUAGCACAUCCAAUUGUAGAACGCGUAAUGUUUACUCACUUUGGAUUACGCUUUAUUUAUUUUUAAGCAAUUUACAAAUUGUUUUAUCUCGAUAACAAUUGUUCCCUAAUUUAUCAAAUGUCAAAUAAUGAUUUUAUUUCGUUAUUGAAUUAUCAAUUUCGGGUAGAUAAUAAAACGACAACUUUUAGCUCUGUUCUAAUGUUCCAAGAAUAGUUUACUGUCUUCGCUUUUAGAACAUAAAAAGCAGUUAGUUUGAGUUUCUAAUUCAGUUAGCUGUUGUCUGUUACCAGACUAGUCGUACCUCGGAUCGAAGUUAAUUUAAUAAAAAAUGAAUACGACAACUCCAAGGAAUACUUUAUGGCAAAUGUUCGUACUACUCGCCAUCGGCCUGUUUGCUGCACCUGCUGUAGCAACCACAUUUGAUCCGGAUUUGAUUUGCACCCUAAUUGUAAAUGGCACUAAAAUCAACGAUCCUCGAGCCUGUGAUAAAUGGAUACAGUGCAUUAAUGACUUACCUGUUAAUGGAUCCUGUGCCGAGGGACUAUUCUAUGAUCGAGAGAGUGAAGACUGUUUACCCUCUGCAGAUGUGGACUGUGUUUCCAGUGAUCCUUGCGCCGCUACUUCCAAUGGCUUUACGGCCGAUCCAUACACCUGCAAUGGCUAUUAUUACUGCAAGAAUGGCACUGGCACAAGGGGCGAAUGUAAUUCUGGGUUGAACUAUAAUCCCAGUACCGAAGCUUGUAUUCGCGAUUAUCCCUGCACUGACAAAAUGAACCCCGACAGCUAUUGUAACAUUCUGCCCGAUGGCGUCUUUGCUUAG
Drosophila nasuta is the source of this 1123-nucleotide messenger RNA. Its product is annotated as peritrophin-44-like. Lineage: Eukaryota; Metazoa; Arthropoda; Insecta; Diptera; Drosophilidae. Gene Ontology annotation, molecular function: chitin binding. Gene Ontology annotation, cellular component: extracellular region. The transcript is spliced from 2 exons. The record is from RefSeq and is a predicted model, not a curated record. The coding region runs from base 632 to 1123 and encodes 163 amino acids.